GGGGGGCCAUGGCGUCCCGGGCGGGCCCGCGAGCGGCCGGCACCGACGGCAGCGACUUCCAGCACCGCGAGCGCGUCGCCAUGCACUACCAGAUGAGCGUGACCCUCAAGUACGAGAUCAAGAAGCUCAUCUACGUACACCUGGUCCUCUGGCUGCUGCUGGUCGCCAAGAUGGCCGUGGGGCACCUCAAGCUCCUGUCCCACGACCAGGUGGCCAUGCCCUACCAGUGGGAGUACCCGUACCUGCUGAGCGUCGCGCCCUCCCUGCUGGGCCUCCUGUCCUUCCCCCGCAACAACAUCAGCUACCUGGUGCUGUCCAUGAUCAGCAUGGGGCUCUUCUCCAUCGCGCCCCUCAUCUACGGCAGCAUGGAGAUGUUCCCUGCCGCACAGCAGCUCUACCGGCACGGCAAGGCCUACCGCUUCCUCUUCGGCUUCUCGGCUGUGUCCGUCAUGUACCUGGUGCUGGUGCUGGCAGUGCAGGUGCACGCCUGGCAGCUCUACUACAGCAAGAAGCUCCUGGACUCCUGGUUCACCAGCACGCAGGAGAAGAAGCGGAAGUGAGGCCCGCCUGGCCACCUCUGGCUCUGUGGGCAUGGCCAAGAGAGGGGCCCGGGGUUCGGGCCUAGUCUCCUGGGGUGAUCAUGGAUGUCACGCCAGUCCAGGAGCCCUGGGGAGUGCCCCAUCGCCGUCGGUCACGGUGGCAGAGCUAUGUUUAAUUUAUUCCCGCGCGGCUGGACCCAGAUGGCCAGC
Molecule: messenger RNA, 749 nt
Organism: Sorex fumeus (smoky shrew)
Lineage: Eukaryota; Metazoa; Chordata; Mammalia; Eulipotyphla; Soricidae
Gene: JAGN1
Product: jagunal homolog 1
Exons: 3
Coding region: 9-560 (183 amino acids)
Biological process (GO): granulocyte colony-stimulating factor signaling pathway; vesicle-mediated transport; endoplasmic reticulum organization
Cellular component (GO): endoplasmic reticulum membrane
Source: RefSeq, a predicted model, not a curated record